Fusarium sp. VM40 is the source of this 2361-nucleotide messenger RNA. NCBI's taxonomy places the organism in Eukaryota, Fungi, Ascomycota, Sordariomycetes, Hypocreales, Nectriaceae. The record is from the annotation of a GenBank genome assembly.
AUGCAUCAGGCUCAUCAUGAUACUCAGCUGCAGAAUAUUCGAAACAUUGGUAUCAUUGCUCAUGUUGAUGCUGGAAAAACUACCACCACUGAGCGAAUGCUCUAUUACAGUGGUGUCACCAAACGUGUUGGAGAUGUCGACUCUGGAAACACAGUAACUGACUUCCUCGACCUGGAGCGAGAACGAGGCAUCACCAUCCAAUCAGCUGCAAUCACAUUCAACUGGCCUCUUCAUCAAGCACUUGCUCCUGGAGAACACGCCAAAACAAUCAACCUUAUCGACACUCCCGGCCAUCAAGACUUCCGUUUUGAAGUUGAUCGUUGCCUCCCUAUUCUCGACGGAGCAGUAUGCAUCAUCGACUCGGUCAAGGGCGUUGAAGCUCACACUGAGAGAGUGUGGGGAUCUGCUCAUGAGUUCAAAGUACCCCGUAUCGUGUAUUGCAACAAGCUUGACCGAGAAGGUGCUUCUUUCAAAAAGGCUGUCCUUGAGAUAGGGACGCGGCUUAAAGGCUGGCCGCUUGUCUGCCAGAUUCCUUGGUGGGAGAAGGAGGACUUUGUUGGCGUGAUUGAUAUCGUCAACCGGGUGGGAUAUCGUUGGAAGUCUGAGCGUGAAAAGACACGUUAUGGUACUGAAGAGCUAAAGCAAAAACUCUCUAGUUCUAACAAGGACCUUAUUCCAGAGAUUGAGACUGCAAGACAGGCUCUGGUUGAGGGCCUUGCGGAUUUCGAUGAAGCCAUUAUGGAUGAGUUCCUUGCCGAGAACGAGAAUAUUGACGGCGAUAUCAUCAAGCAAGCUAUCCGACGAGUCAUUCGAAGCGGCGAUGGUCGAGUCAUUCCCGUGUUUGCCGGGUCCAGUUUCCGCCAUAUCGGUGUUGAACCGCUGAUGGAUGCCAUUACGGAUUACCUACCAAGUCCCGACGAGCGCCCAUCAGCAGAGGUCAGAGUCGGGUCAGCAAAGCACCGCCUAAUCGAGGUUCUUGAGAACAGCCCCAAAUCAGCCAAAAACCAGAUUGCGUCUAUCGCUUCGGUUUUCAAGGUCUUUAACCAUCCCAAAGAGGGCGUUAUCAGCUUUGUGCGAGUUUACCAUGGCACUCUUACUAGAAACGCUGCAAGCUUCAACACCAAUAUUCUAGCCCACGAAAAGCCCAUGGGAAUUCUCCAGAUCUCUGCAAACAUGACACAAGAUAUUCCAACGCUUGGGGUGGGCCAGAUUGGAGCCUUGAGGGGACUGAAGAAGGCUCGAACAGGUGACACGCUUGUUACAAUGAAUGGGAACAAGCCUAUUCCAGAAUCUUUCCGCUAUGUCAAGAUUCGACCGCCUGAGAUCCCGCCUCCCGUAGCAUUCUUACAGGUUGAGCCGUAUGGCAACGUUGCUGCUCAACAACUCCAGAUUGCUUUGGAAAAUACAACAAGAGAAGAUCCUAGUCUUCGAUACAGCCGGGAUCCCAAGACGGAACAGUUUACGAUCCAAGGUAUGGGCAAACUUCAUUUGGAUGUUUCACUUUACAACAUGAAGCAAAAGUACAAGAUCGAUGCCGACUUCGGCCCUAUAGAGGUCGACUACAAGGAAUGCGUGACAGAGCCUACGCGGCCGCAGUACACAGUCUUUGACCGUCCUGUCGCAAGCAAAUCCGGUAAAGCAUCCUGUACAGUUGUCCUAGAACCUCUCGAGGAGCACCAUCGAAAGACCUUGCUGGAGUCGAGUGUUGAGCGAGACGGAAAUGUAUACCACGUCGCUAUUCCUUUAACAGGAGACACUACCACUUUGAACUUUGACCCGGAGGAGGCAAGGGCACAGCUUCUCAAUGGAGCCAUCGCAGGUCUGGCUAGAGGGCCUCGUCGUGCGGCUCCCAUCCAUGGGUGCCACGUUACUAUCACACUAGACACAGAACCCGGCGCCUGUGAAACUCCCACUGGAGGUCAUUUUAGUAGUGUCGCCAGAACCGCAUUGCAAGCUGCUCUUCGCGAGGCAUUCGAGAAGGAACAGAUCGGCAUUCUCGAGCCCAUCAUGCUGGUCAACAUCACCUGCCCCGAGGUUGUAGCCGGCACAGUUCAGCACGAUGUUACGGCUGGUGCUGGCGGCCAGGUCCUGGAGGUUAACGACAGAUCUGCUGAGUCGACGGGCGAGGAUCACAUCGAUGUGUCAAAGAUCUAUACACCCCCCGAUCCGUAUGAUUCCAUCACGUCUCUGCGCAACAAGAAGUCUACAGCUCGGGUCGUGGAGAUUGUGGCAAAGGUGCCAUACAAGGAGAUGCUGGAUUAUGAUAACCACCUGCGAAGCAAGACUGCGGGACGUCACUCUAUGACGAUGUUCUUUGACUCUUUUGCCAAGGUUGUCGGUCAUCGUGAGAAGGGUCUGUAA